Messenger RNA from Penicillium salamii, 1101 nucleotides. Lineage: Eukaryota; Fungi; Ascomycota; Eurotiomycetes; Eurotiales; Aspergillaceae. The record is from the annotation of a GenBank genome assembly.
AUGGCCCAAACAUUCAAAAUUCUGGUCUUACCCGGUGAUGGCAUCGGCCCAGAGGUGAUGAGCGAAGCUGUCAAAGUCCUCAAAGUUUUUGAAAGCCCUGAACGCAUGUUUGAAAUCCGUCAGGAGCUAAUUGGAGGUUGUAGUAUCGACGCAACCGGUAAGACUGUCACUGAAGAUGUGAAGCAGGCAGCACUGGGUUCAGAUGCCGUGCUUUUCGCAGCAGUUGGAGGACCGAAAUGGGACAAUCAACGACGUGGGCUUGAUGGUCCUGAGGGGGGACUUCUUCAACUACGAAAAGCCAUGGAUAUCUAUGCAAACCUGCGCCCUUGCUCUUCAACCUCACCUAGUGCAUCUAUUGCCAAGGAAUUCAGUCCAUUCCGACAGGACAUCAUCGAGGGAGUUGAUUUCGUUGUCGUACGCGAGAACUGCGGAGGAGCAUACUUUGGCCGUAAGGUUGAGGAGGAGACAUAUGCGAUGGACGAAUGGGGCUACUCUGAAGCUGAGAUCCAGCGUGUGACUCGUCUGUCCGCCGAAGUGGCACUGCGUCACGACCCUCCUUGGCCUGUGAUUUCACUGGACAAGGCAAAUGUCCUGGCCUCAUCACGGCUAUGGCGCCGGGUAGUAGAAAAGACAAUGUCAGCCGAGUAUCCACAAGUCAAGUUGGUGCACCAGCUUGCAGACUCAGCGUCUUUGAUUCUGGCAACAAACCCACGAUCACUGAAUGGUGUUAUCCUGGCAGACAACACCUUUGGUGAUAUGAUUUCUGACCAAGCUGGGUCGAUCGUUGGUACCUUGGGGGUACUACCGAGUGCCAGUCUCAACGGUCUGCCUGGAGACAAGACACUCAAAACACGACCGUAUGGACUAUACGAGCCCACUCAUGGUUCCGCUCCAACCAUUGCCGGGCAGAACAUUGCUAACCCUGUUGCAAUGAUUCUUUGCGUUGCUCUUAUGUUCCGGUAUUCUCUCAACAUGGAAGCUGAAGCGCAGCGUAUAGAGAAUGCGGUACGAAAGGUGUUGGACUCAGGCCUACGAACACCUGAUUUGGGAGGCAAGGCUGGAACUAUUGAAGUUGGGGACGCCAUCAUUUCUGCGCUAUAG